Molecule: messenger RNA, 333 nt
Organism: Parnassius apollo (apollo)
Lineage: Eukaryota; Metazoa; Arthropoda; Insecta; Lepidoptera; Papilionidae
Source: the annotation of a GenBank genome assembly
AUGUCGCAGUUGGUGCCCUAUCACCUUGUCAGCGGCGAGCAGGACGACAGUCUUAUGUUCGCUACCAUGUUCGAUUACCAAACGGACGAAUACAAUAAGCCAGUGGAUCUGAUAAACGAGUCUAUCAAUUGCGCAAUAACACAACCGGAUUUGUCGGCGGCGCGGUACGGCGGCAGCUCCGACGCUAACCUUUACGAAGCGAAAAGUCCGGCUGACUUGACCUACAUCAAACUUGUGAAAUUUCUCCAGCGGCACACUGUUUGCUGCUUCCAAGAACGCACGUCCGCGCGGUAUUCCCCAAACGACAGGGUCGUUUUUCAUGCGUGGAAUUGA